Messenger RNA from Antechinus flavipes (yellow-footed antechinus), 1188 nucleotides. RefSeq names its product translation initiation factor IF-2. NCBI's taxonomy places the organism in Eukaryota, Metazoa, Chordata, Mammalia, Dasyuromorphia, Dasyuridae. The transcript is spliced from 6 exons. The coding region runs from base 1 to 1188 and encodes 395 amino acids. The record is from RefSeq and is a predicted model, not a curated record.
AUGGCGCCCCAGCCCCCGUUAAUGGUGCCCAGAAUCACCACCAGAGGCGCCCCGGCCCCGUUAAUGGUGCCCCAGCCCCCCUCGGAGGUGCCCAGAAUCGCCACCAGGGGCACCCCGGCCCCCGUUAAUGGCGCCCCAGCCCCCGUUAAUGCCUGGACAGCUAGACUGACACACAGCGUCCAGGAACCACGGGGCUCUCGUCAGCGCCCAGCGCCGCCAAGGCAGAGGCGCAGCAGGACCGCCCUGGGCUCAGAUACGGGGGGGGGGCCCUACAUGCCCGCCGCCGCCCCGCCCCCGCCCCAGGGCUGGCAGCCCUCACAGCGAGAAGCACGCAGCCCGGCCGACUCCCCAGAACUCACCGGCAGAGCCUCAGCGGCGGCGGCCCGGCAGAAUGAUGCAAGCAGAGAAAAGCAUGAGCGGAAGCGGAAGGGCGGGCCCGGCCGGCGGCGCAGCCAAUCAGCACGCAGGGCAGAGGCCGCCCAACAAGGCGGCGACCGAUUGGCCGGACAGCUGGGGGGAGGGGGGAGUGACUGCCCAGGUUCCCGCUACUUAGCAUCUGGCCCGGAGCAGGCUGCGGGCCCCAAGCGCUGGGCUUCCUCGGGGGCUUCUCCCGGCCCACGGGGCCCCAGCUCCCACCGCUUGCCUGCCCGGCGUGACCGGGCCAUUAUCACUUAUGGGGCUUCAGAGGCUCAUCCUCCCCCUGCAUUGUUAGCCCAGGCUCCCUGGGGCCUCGAGCCCCUCAGUUCUCAGGUGCUGGGGCAGCAGCCAGGACCUGGGCGGCUCUUUGGGGGGGGGGGGGGCGUGGGCCAGCCUCGAGCCGCCAUCCUGGCCUCCAGACCGGGCAGCCAGGCCCUCCUCGUGUCCCUUUCCUGCGGCCUCUUCACAUCCCUGUGGCCUUCGGGGCCCGGCUCCCCGUCUGACAACGGCAGGGCCCUCCCCGAGGCGCCCACAAAUCAACGGCCCCGAGCAACAAGUUCUGGGUCUGUGGCUCCAGGGGUUCGGGAGGGCCUGGCCCAGACUCCGCGGCAGGACGACGCCUCGUUGGUUCAGAAGGUCUGGCGCCCCCAGAGAGACGCAGGAGCCGCCUCUGCCGGCGACUCUGAGGACGACGCUUGGCGGGGUCUCCGGCCUCUGGGCGCUCGCCGGGCCGUCAGCGGGGGCAGGGCCUUCGGACCCCACCGAUCCUAA